AUGCCGCGCGUCCCACGGCGGCCGUCCGACGAGGCGCGCCGCGGCGCGUACAAGCCACCGGGCGUGGACGCCGCCCGCUCGCGCCGGCGCCGCGAGGACCGGCUCCUCGCCCUCCGUCGCCGCAACCGCGACGCCGGCCUCUUCAAGCGCCGCCGCGAGGAGCCCAGCCUUGCCCCCGCCCCCGUAGCGCCUCCCUCUGACGCGGCCGCGGACGCCACCGCGCCACCUCCUCCCCCCGGGCCGUCUUCGGCCCCGUCCUCUCCGCCCCCCGCAGACGCUCUCCGGGCUGCCGCCGACGCUGAGCUUGAAGGCCUAUCAGAAAUGGUGGAUAAAGUCUGGUCAGAUGACACAACUAGUCAGCUGGAAGCCACAGUCCAGUUCAGGAAACUUCUCUCGGAUGGGAAGAACUCAACCAUGAUAAAAAUCAUUAGAGCGGAUGUCCUGCCAAGGUUUGCUGAGUUCCUUUCAAGACAAAGACUUCCUCAGCUCCAAAUGGAAGCAGCAUGGGUGCUUACCAACAUAGCUGCGUCCGAUUAUACAUUGCUAGUUGCAGAAUGUGGUGCUGUUCCAAGGCUAGUAGAGCUCUUAGAUUCCCCAAAUGCUAAUAUCAGGCACCAGGCUUUGUGGGCUCUUGGAAAUAUAGCUGCAGACAUGCCUAGCUGCAGAGAGAUUGUUCUUGAUCAUGGUGCUGUUACGCCAUUACUUGCUCAAUUUAAAGAAGACAUGAAAGUUUCAGUUUUGAGGACUGCUACGUGGGCACUGUCAAACCUUUGUUUUGGGAAAUUACCGGCUGAAGUACAAGUGAAACCAAUACUGGAAAUAAUCAGCCUUCUUAUCCAUUCCGCUGAUGAGAAGAUCUUGGCAGAUGCAUGCUGGGCUCUUUAUUAUAUAUGCGAUGGUGUGGAAGGUGGUAUCCAAGAUGCAUUAGAUGCAGGCGUAUGCCCUCAACUUGUAAAACUUCUGAUGCACGCGUCAGCUAAUAUUCUUCUCCCUGUCAUUACGUCACUUGCGAGAAUUUCUGCUGGAGAUGAUACUCAAGUGCAGGUCAUAAUAGAAAAUGGCAUUCUUCCUUGCUUAACUCAGUUAUUAGCGCGAAAUUAUCCAAAGAUCAUCAAGAAACAAACUUGUCUAAUUGUUUCUAAUAUUACCGCUGGCAGCAAGGAUCAGAUUCAGGCAGUCAUUGAUGCUGAUGUUAUGAACCAUGUCAUUGUCCUACUAAAGACCUCAGAAACUGAUUUGAAGAAGGAAGCUGCUUGGGCUAUAUCAAAUGCUGCCUCUGGUGGUUCAAGCGAUCAAAUCCAAUAUUUGGUGAGCCGGGGAUGUUUGGAGCCACUCUGCAAUGUCCUCAAGUACCAAGAUGUUGAUCUUGUAUACACGUGUCUGGAAGGUCUUCAAAAUAUACUAGAGGAAGGUGAGACCGGGAGGCAGGGCAAUGAAUGCGCGACGAACCCGUAUGCACAGUUUAUUCUGGAGAAUGGGGGCCUGGACAAUUUGGAGGACCUGCAGGAUUUCGAUAAUGACGCAGUUUACAAGUUAGCCAUGAAGCUCCUCGAGAGGUACUGGGAUGAGGAAGUAAGCGAUGAGGCAAACUUGACGGCUUCCAAAGACAGCCCUGCAGAGAACGUGGAGGCGGUGCCGGAAGAUGCCGCACCGCCACCGGUAGCAGCGCCCAGCGUGGACGGAACCGAGUGAUCCCAGACGACUCCGCAUCGCCUUAGCUAAAUCCCUUUUUGUUUAAGUGACUCAACUUUGUAGUAACUCUAUGCUUUGUCACGUGCCUUCUGCCUACUGUCUAGUGGGAGUGAUUGAGGGCGUGUUUUGUUCG
This is a messenger RNA of Hordeum vulgare subsp. vulgare (domesticated barley), 1825 nucleotides long. RefSeq names its product importin subunit alpha-4-like. The record is from RefSeq and is a predicted model, not a curated record. NCBI's taxonomy places the organism in Eukaryota, Viridiplantae, Streptophyta, Magnoliopsida, Poales, Poaceae. Gene Ontology annotation, molecular function: nuclear import signal receptor activity; protein binding. Gene Ontology annotation, biological process: NLS-bearing protein import into nucleus. The transcript has 10 exons. The coding region runs from base 1 to 1692 and encodes 563 amino acids. Gene Ontology annotation, cellular component: nucleus; cytoplasm.